GUGAAGUCGGAGGCGGGGCCUGGAGGCGCCGUUGCCUCUGCGUUAAGGUGAAGGGUUCAGCUGGGUGAAAAGGACAGAGAAAUAACUAAGCACAUGGACUGGAAAUUGGAAAGGAGGGUUCAGAAAACAGAGUCACAUGUGCUACAGGAGGAAGGGGUCACCCCAGAGGACACGGGUGAAGAUGGCAUCUCUGAAAGCUUCCAGCUUCUACAGAUGGAUGUGGACUAUGAGCAUCGAGAGGAGGAGACCCUGCCCACAGGCAGUGCAGUUUGGUGCUCGAAAAAUGUCCAAAGAAAACAGAGACACUGGGAAAAGAUAGUUGCAGCAAAGAAGAGUAAAAGAAAACAAGAGAAAGAAAGAAGAAAAGCCAACCGUGUAGAAAAUUCAGGCAUCUGCCCUCAGCACAGCAAACGUUUUCUGAGAUCCUUAACCAAGGAAAAACUUUUGGGAGCCAAACAUUCAGGACCAAGACUCUGUAUUGACUUGAGUAUGACCCACCACAUGUCUAAGAAGGAAUUAAGUAGACUGGCUGCACAGAUCCGAAGGUUGUAUGGUUCAAAUAAAAAAGCUGACAGGCCAUUUUGGAUCACCCUCACUGGAUUCACCACAGAUAGUCCCCUAUAUGAAGAGUGUUUGAGGAUGAAUGAUGGAUUUUCUAGUUAUCUGCUAGACAUAACAGAAGAAGACUGCUUUAGUUUAUUUCCCCUGGAAACCCUCGUGUACCUGACUCCUGAUUCAGAACAUGCUCUUGAAGAUGUUGAUCUAAACACAGUUUACGUCCUUGGUGGACUUGUGGAUGAAAGCAUUCAGAAGAAGGUGACAUUUCAAAAGGCCCAAGAGCACUCUGUCAAGACUGCCCGCUUGCCAAUCCAGGAAUACAUGGUCAGACGCCAGAAUGGGAAAAACUAUCAUUCAGAGAUACUGGCCAUCAAUCAAGUAUUCGAUAUCCUGUCCACUUACUUUGAGACUCAAAACUGGGCUGAAGCAUUGAAGAAAGGAGUUUCUUCCAGAAAAGGCUAUGUUCUUCAGAGCUCAGCGGAAUGAGGGACAGUCUAAGAUUGUGGCUGCAGGAGGUGAAGUUGCUCUGGUUGCCUUGACCAAAGAGCAGAGCCAAGGAUGGUGUUGGUAGCACCUAUUGCCUUGACUUGACAUCUUGGCUCUUCCCUGGGAAAGGAGUUACACACUUUACGUAAAGUGUGGAAAGGGACCACACUUUACGCUGUUUUUAUCUCCCAUAGUGCCUGGCUCACAGGAAGUGCCCAGAUAUAUGUUGACUGACCAAAAAGUUUACAUACCAAUGAAUUAGCCCUAAAAUUACAUGGCUUUGGAUGUGCUGAUCCAUCUUUUAUAUGUCUAUUUGUGAAAUACCUGUUCUUUAUAAAUAGCUUCAAUAAUCAAGUAA
Messenger RNA from Phacochoerus africanus (Common warthog), 1402 nucleotides. RefSeq names its product tRNA methyltransferase 10B (gene TRMT10B). The record is from RefSeq and is a predicted model, not a curated record. Gene Ontology annotation, biological process: tRNA N1-guanine methylation. Gene Ontology annotation, cellular component: nucleoplasm; nucleus. The transcript has 9 exons. Gene Ontology annotation, molecular function: tRNA binding. Lineage: Eukaryota; Metazoa; Chordata; Mammalia; Artiodactyla; Suidae. Bases 94 to 1044 code for a protein of 316 amino acids.